Messenger RNA from Labeo rohita (rohu), 4371 nucleotides. Its product is annotated as beta-1,3-galactosyl-O-glycosyl-glycoprotein beta-1,6-N-acetylglucosaminyltransferase 4. The transcript is spliced from 5 exons. Lineage: Eukaryota; Metazoa; Chordata; Actinopteri; Cypriniformes; Cyprinidae. The record is from RefSeq and is a predicted model, not a curated record. The coding region runs from base 475 to 1725 and encodes 416 amino acids. Gene Ontology annotation, cellular component: membrane. Gene Ontology annotation, molecular function: acetylglucosaminyltransferase activity.
UUCACUUGAAUACGUCUCCUUGAGCUGCACUGUCUUUUUUUUUUGGAUUUACGUAAAGCCUUUGUUAACUUUGUCAUAUUCCGAAGCGGAAUACAUUUUUUUGUAAUCAGUUUUAACCAUAAAUCUCCAGAUUUCUCUUCGGAUGACCAUGUAACGACAUAACUGGACUUUGGAGUUGUAAUGGGAGAACAGACCGAUAUUACGUCAACGAGAACGAAACCAAGUCAGACGGGGUUUGAAGAAAGAUGACAGAAGUUUCAUUUCUGGACAAACUAACCCGAUCUGGACUACACUGUCAAAUUAUAAAACCGGACUCGAACAAAAUGCAUGGAUUCUCACAGGCUCCAACUCAUGAUGAGCGAAUGUUUGGUGGUGGUGCACAUGCUCACCCGAACUCAUUCUCAUGUUAAUUCAGAGUGUAACACCAAUGCUGCUGAAAAAGUUUCUUCUUAAUACCUCAAAUCAUUGUGAAGAAUGAUACGAUUGCGGCUCCAUCGCAAACAAAGAAUUGUGAUAUAUCUCUUUUUUGCACUGCUUUUUGUAUGUUGCUGCCUGAUCACAAUUUUAGUAGUCAAUGAAAUAUUACUGUCUGAGAGCCCGCGGCUGACAGUGCGAUAUGGCAUCAGUUGCGCAGCAAUAUAUGAAAUGGAACCAGUGGAACUGGGUAAAACGUUAGUUAUUCGCAAGGAAAAAACCUACGUAGGGCCAACCGACGAUGCUGUUGUGAAUGCCACGUUUGACUGUGAGCAAUUUUUCUCACAAGGUUAUGGUGCGAUUAAAGGCUCUGAGUUUGAGCGUGAAUUUCCCCUUGCUUAUUCUUUGGUCGUUCACCAGGAUGCGGCUCUUGUGGAGAGGAUGCUAAGGGCCAUUUAUAUGCCGCAUAACAUUUACUGCAUACAUUAUGAUCUGAAGUCUUCAAAUGAUUUCAUUUCAGCAAUGAAAGGUCUGGCCCGCUGCAUCCCCAACGUCUUCAUUGCCUCAAAGCUGGAGAGGGUGCAGUACGCAGGCAUCUCACGACUCAAAGCGGAUCUCAAUUGCCUGUCUGACCUCCUAGAUUCUGAAGUCAAGUGGAAGUACGUUAUCAACCUGUGUGGUCAGGACUUUCCACUGCGGACAAACGCUGAGCUGGUGUCAGAUCUAAAAGAGCUGAAAGGCAAGAACAUGGUGGAGAGCAAGUUCCCUGGAGGAAAGUCAAGCCGAUGGACUUACCAGCAUUCACUGAAAGAUAGUAAUUCAGUGUACUAUGAGGCUCCUGUAAGCACUUCUGAGAUGAAAUCUCCACCUCCUCACAACAUCGAAAUGUUUGUGGGCAGCGCAUACUUUACACUCUCAAGGGAAUUUGUGGUUUUUGUUAACCAGAGUUCCCUAGCCAGAGAUUUCCUGGCAUGGUCUGAGGACACAUACUCACCUGAUGAACAUUUCUGGGCGACUAUGGUUCGUGUGCCUGGGGUGCCAGGGGAAGUGCCAAGAUCUGAUCCUGAGAUCUCAGAACUAAUAAGUAAAACCCACCUGGUGAAGUGGUCGUAUUUAGAAGGGUAUCUCUACCCACAAUGCACUGGAGUCAGUAUACGAGCUGUGUGUAUUUAUGGUGCUGCUGAGCUCAGAUGGCUACUAAACUACGGCCACUGGUUUGCUAAUAAAGUGGAUCCAAAAGUGGAUCCCAUUCUUAUUGAAUGUUUAGAGGAGAUACUUUCAGAAAAACAACUGAGGCCGAAAGUGCAGUAAAAAGGACUUUUAUUUUUUACUGGUGAAACUUUGGAUUGGUGUUUAAAAAACGCAAUACUUUUUUAUGGGGUUGAGUAAUUUAUUUGGGGUUUCUGGUAAAAAUAUUUAGAAAAUGCAUUUGUUUUAAAUGUAUGUAUCUGUGAUUUAGUUAUGUGAUCUAUUUUACCUUUCUGCGCAAAAGAUUUAAAGGAAUAGUUCACAAAAAGAAAAACAAAUUAGCUGAGACUGUGCUCACCCUCAGGUCAUCAAGAUGUAGAUUUGGAAAAAGUUAGCAUUACUUCACUUAAUCUUCAAUGGAUCUGCUUCAGUGAAUAGGUGCCGUCAGAAUGAGGGUCCAAACAGCUGAUAACAAGUAAUUCAUGUAACUCCAAUCCUUCAGUUAACCUCUUAUGAAGUGAAAAGGUGAGUUUUUGUAAGAAACAAAUCCAAAAAUUCUUAACCUGAAACAGUCGCUUCUGUUAUCCAUAAUAAUGUUUCCUCCACUAAAAAGUCUUCCCACAUCAAAAACCACUGUUAUAUUUGUUUAGAGCUUUUUUGGACUGUUUUUGGCUUGCUUGAUAGGUGCAUAUUUCUCUCCUGAUUCAGAUGAGGUGACUUUUUCCCUGGAAAAAGCAAUAUUAUGUAUAGGGGACUUUUAACUGAAAAGCACAAUUUGUUGAGUCAGCUUAAAAUAAUUUGUUACCCUGCUGCUUUAAAAUUAUAAGUUCAGUCAACUCAAAUAAGUUUUGUCAACUUGAAAUGUUAAGUUGUACUAAGUAACAACUUAGAUAUUUGUGUUUGUUAAACUUAAUAGAUGGGUAAGUAACCCAGCUGCCUUAAAAUUUUAAGUUGAAUCAACUCAAACAUAUAAGUUGUCACUUAGUAUAAUUUAACAUUUCAAAUUGAAUAAACUUUUUUUGAGUUGACUGAACCUUUUAAGGCAGCCAGGUAACAAAUUAUUUUAAGUUGACUCAACAAAUUGUUUUUUACAGAUGAAUUUAAACUGAAAACAACAGUUUGAAGUAAAAAACAUCUUAAUGAUGGAUAUAUAUUUUAAACAUGCAGCUUUUUGCUUCACAAGGUUAUUGUGGUUAUUGAUGGUUGUUGUGAGACUUGUUAUCAGCUGUUUAAACUCUCACUCUGAUGGCACCCAUUCACCGCAGCGGAUUCUGUGAAAAUGCUAAAUUUCUUUAAAUCUGUUCUGAUGAAGAAGCAAACUAACUCACUCACAAAUGUUCAUUUUUAUGUGAGCUAAUCCUUUAAAAACUAUUCUAGAAUGGCAGGGAAAAAUAUGUUUAUUUUCAAGCUUUUAAAAAUCACUGGAUCUUUCACAUGUCCUUCUUAAAUGAAGAAGACCUUAUGUUGGCUCAGAGCAACGACUUAAGUCACUGAAAAAAUGAAUUUGCAUGUGUGGCGACGCUUGUUGUCUGGGUUGCCACUGUGCUAGAUUUUACAGAAGGAAUCAUGCAAAUCAAGUAAACAAACCCCAUAAAACAACAAGGCAAAAAGACAACAUUUACAUGUUGCAAUUUCUCAUCUUACAGGCCAGUUUUGAAGGCUUUUAAGAUUGCAACAAAUGCCCCGUGAUCUACUCUGAGGUUAUACAGCAUUGCCCCACCUAGCAAUCCAGGCAUAUAAAAUAAAUAGCUUUUUAACAUUUCGAAAGUUUGCUUAACUAGUAUUUGAUGAAUAACUUAAUGGUUAAACUGGAUUAAGGGUUGUUAGUUAGUCCCAGGUUUUGUUGAAAAACCUGAAAAACCAUAUGCAAACUCUUGAGAAUUCACCCCUGAGCAUUUUUGAUGAUUGUAUCAGAAUGUAAAUACUUAGGAACUUCCUUUUGCAGAGUAAAAAAGUUUAUUCUUUUUUUCUCACACAUAUUUUUGUACAUUUUAUACCUAUUUUUACACACAAAGUGAAGGGGUGGGUUUACAAUUCCCAACUUUUGAAUCCACUUAAUAAUCAUUUGUGGGUUAUUGACGUGUUGAUUCCUUCGUAUUUCAUAUAGUCUUUUUUUAAUAUAACACUUUCACAGUGCAUUAAUUUUUUUUGUCAAAUGCCAUGCUUUCAGUUUAUUGUUCAUGUAAUGUGUGUUUUUGAGUGGUACCUGAAAUGCAGUAACUGUUUUGGCUGGCUUCAGAGAAAAGACAUGCACUUUAUUCCAUUUCAUUUAUCAAUACAUUUACUGAAUAAAUAUAUGUAUUGUUAAGGCCUGAAUUCUAGAUGCUAAUGACACUCAGCAUCAAAGAGGGAAGAUACACUUCAGUUUGUUGUUGUAUGGUGUGAUUACACAGAUUAUUAAGAGCAAUAGGGUUACAUGAGAAGAGCGAUUCCAGGUUUGUGACCGACAUAUAUACAUUAACAUUAAUCUUUUUUUACGAAGUCAACCUGUCCAUGUAGGCAUUUGUUUACAUGAAUGUGAACCAAAUGUGUAUUAUCAAUGCAAAAUCUCUGGCAACACAAACUAAGCAAUGCCAUUUCUCCCUUUUUAACAUUGGUAAGUCUGUUUGUUUUGCUAUAGUUGGUUGCAUUGCAUUAUUUGCAGACUGUGUUUUACCUGCUGUCUGUAAACGUGCAACUAAUUUUUUGGGGUUGCAACUCACUUGUUAAACCAUUCACAGCCACACCAGUCAUGUGUGAUCUGUGUCUAAAUAAAAUGUUUUAAGACUU